AUUAAACCCCGUCUCACGAGUGAGUACAUACACUAGUUGCGUGAAAGAGUAAUCCUAAUUCCUAACUUCACACCACGGUGCCCCUCUCUCUCGCGCGCCACGGCCGCCCUCUCACCAUAGGCCACUACACCCUCUCUCGGCUCGGCUUGCUCGGCUCUCCGUCUUCGUCUCGACUGCGAAUCUCUGCUCUUCUCCCUCAUCGCUUUGUCUCCGUCUCUCUCGUGCUAUCUGCGAAUUGCUGCUACGCAAGAUGAGUUGUCCGUGUCCGUUACAACCUGCGAUGCUUAUGGGUUCACCUAGUUUUCCAAACGCCAUUGCUUGGUCUGACGACAACCUCAUUGCCGUUGCUGCCGGCCACCUCAUUACCAUUCUUAGACCUGACUUGCCUAAUGGACCACGCGGCUUGAUUAAAGUCUCCCCACGCGAGCCCCUUAUAUUAGGGUUUAUAGAAAGAAAAGAUUUACUCUCUGGGUGCCUCCUGCCUACGUCUUUGUAUCGAGAUGAUAAGCCAGUUGUCCGAUCAAUAUCCUGGUCUCCACUUGGCAUGGCUGCCAACUCAGGGUGUUUGUUAGCUGUUUGCACCUCUGAAGGACAUGUGAAGGUUUAUCGUCCACCUUUUUGUGAUUUUUGUGCUGAAUGGAUUGAGGUUGUUGACAUAACUGACAGGCUGCAUGAAUAUUUCAAAUGUACUGAGUUUCGAGGUACAUGGAAUCCUUCAUUAGAUUUUUCUGAAGUUCCCAGCAUUAGACCGUGUCGGCUGAAAAAUGCAUCAGGUCAAGCAGAUUCUAUCACAUCUAAUGAUGAAUUAUCGAAAAAAAUGCCUGAGAACCAAUUGAUGCAAUUGAUAAGUGCUGACGAAUAUGCUUCUCGUAGUGCAAUGCUAUAUUCACUUGUUGUUUCGUGGUCACCCUUGCUGCAUGAAGCAUCUGAAUUUUGUCCUGAUCCUAAUACAAGUGCGUCUGUCAGUCUUCUUGCUGUCGGAGGGAAGUCUGGUAAAAUUUAUCUUUGGAGAUUUCACCAACCAGAUUGCUAUACUAUUGAGGAGAGAAAAGCCCCACCUGUUGUGAAGUUUGUUGGUUUUCUUCAGGCACACAAUUCAUGGAUCACAACAAUGAGUUGGCUAUUGUUUGCUUUUGAUUCUUCAAAACCUCAAAUUAUAUUAGCCACUGGAAGCUCUGAUGGGAGUGUGAAGGUUUGGUUGGGUGAUCACAACAAAUUGCUAAAAUCAUCAGAAGUUGAUCAAACUUCCUUCUUCUUAUUGAAGGAGGUUAUAACUGUCAAUGCUGUCCCAGUUUCGGUACUUUCAGUAACUGUGCAUUUUCAAUACCCCUCCAAGAUGCUUUUAGCCAUUGGCAAAGGUUCUGGUUCGAUUGAGAUAUGGCUAUGCGACAUAUCUUCUCGGGAAUUUGAUAAGCUUGGCUCUUACGAUGCACAUUAUUAUGUUGUUACAGGUUUAACUUGGGCAUUUGGUGGAAGAUAUCUGUGCAGCUGUAGCCAGGAUAAUUUAUUGCGUGGCUGGAUUUUGCACGAGCGCCGCCUAGAUGAAAAAACCAUAUUUUCUGAUAUGCCCCGUAGUAAUGACUCAACCUGCCCUUCAAGAGAUGCAUUUGACUCAUGUUUUGGUUUCGCCGUGUCCCCUGGAAAUCUUGUCGUUGCAACUGUUCAUUGCUUUGAUGUGGAUAAGCUGAAUCGAAUGUAUGAAGCAAGGAUUCUGAGGGCAGCUAUUGAAUACUUCUGGAUUGGUGGGCUACAAGUGGAUGGGCCGAAAUCUCCUUUAUCAUGUUACAUUGAAGAACUUCCCAGUUUUCCAGAGAAAGAAUUAACUUAUUGGGGUGCCAAUAUCAUAUGGUCUUUAAAACAGUACCAAUGUCUUGAUAAGCCUCUGGUUUUUUGGGAUAUAAUUGCAGCAUUAUUGGCUUUCAAGGAUAACAAGUCAAAAUAUGUAGAACAUUUAAUGAUUAAAUGGCUUUCGUUAUCAUUUCUGGGAUCACAUACAAAUCUUCCUCCCGAAGAAGUGUUAUCACGUGUCUUUUCAAGGUUGUCAGACAUUCCUUCUCGAAUGCUACACUUGCUCAAUAUAAUAUGUAGACGUGUAAUGUUAGCACAGCUGGAUGCUGAUCAGAUAACCAGAAUAAACAGCAAAGUUAAAAACAUGGAAGAGGUAUGUCCUGUAAUUGAAGAGCAAAUGACUAAGUGGAUAGAAAUUCUUUUACACAGUGAAAGAGAGCUCCGUGAAAGGCUCAUCGGCUUUACUUUCUCGGCUAUCCAAACUAGUGUGUUCCAUCUAGAAACUCCAUCCCAACCUGGCCGUUGGUAUCCUGUUGGAUUAGCACAGAUGGAACAAUGGAUUGCUUUAAAUCAAGAACACAUACGUGACCAGUUGAAGUUCAUUGCAUCAAAAGUUACUCAGGGGAAAAGUAACAGGUCUGUGACCAGGAGAUGUUCAUCAGUGGAGUCAUGCAGUUAUUGUUCAGCGCCUGUUCCAUUUGAAUCCCCAGAGUUUGGUUUUUGUCAAAGUAAAAAUUGCAUUAGUGGUAAUGUUAAAGGUCACAAGUUAUUGAGAUGUGCUGUUUGUAUGGAGGUUUGCCCUAGUACCCCCCUAUGGUUUUGUGUAUGUUGCCACAGGUUUGUGUUUAGAUUGCCGCCAGAACCACUUUUUAGAAUGUCUUCAUAUUGUCUAGAUUCAGACUCUUCAAAUAGAUCUUUGUCGCAAGCUGUAUCCUCAAAACCGCUGUGUCCCUUUUGUGGGAUACUGUUACAGCGAAAACAACCAGACUUUCUACUUUCUCCUACACCUGUAUAAGAAUAUUGAACUAUAAAUUAUGAAAAUGUAAAUUGUAAUUUUAAGAGGUUUUGAUGCUUUGUAUCAUGGCCUUCAUCUGGAGUUAUAUUAUCACUGAGAGGUUUCUUGUUUGAAACCACUAUAAACUUAUUGAUCAUCAAUUUGAUGCCUGGUGGAGGAGGGUUGAAAUGAAAAAGGUAGGUUUCCAAA
Cicer arietinum (chickpea) is the source of this 2992-nucleotide messenger RNA. RefSeq lists its product as uncharacterized. The record is from RefSeq and is a predicted model, not a curated record. Gene Ontology annotation, biological process: transcription initiation at RNA polymerase III promoter. Gene Ontology annotation, molecular function: histone acetyltransferase activity; protein binding. Lineage: Eukaryota; Viridiplantae; Streptophyta; Magnoliopsida; Fabales; Fabaceae. Gene Ontology annotation, cellular component: transcription factor TFIIIC complex.